Vanderwaltozyma polyspora DSM 70294 is the source of this 1548-nucleotide messenger RNA. It is a transcript of the gene RRB1, whose product is annotated as ribosome biosynthesis protein RRB1. Gene Ontology annotation, molecular function: protein binding. The record is from RefSeq and is a predicted model, not a curated record. Bases 1 to 1548 code for a protein of 515 amino acids. The transcript has a single exon. NCBI's taxonomy places the organism in Eukaryota, Fungi, Ascomycota, Saccharomycetes, Saccharomycetales, Saccharomycetaceae.
AUGUCAAAGAGAACAGUUGAAGAAAUUGGUGAAGAUAGAGUUGUAUCUGCUAGAUUGGGUGAUAGCAACGGCCCAUCUAACGUAAAAAACAAUGGAGACGUUAAUAUGGAUGUUGAAGAUGAUGGUCAGUUUAGUGAUGACUAUGAGACUGAUGGUGAAAUUAUAGAAAUUGAUGAUGAAAUGGAUGAAGAUGAUGAAAAUUUAGAUGCCAAAGAAUACUUUGAAAAAAAGCAAAAACAAGCUGAAGCUGCAUUAAAUAAAGAAAACGAUCAAGAUCAGCAACAAAGUACCGGUCCUCAAUUAUAUUUGCCUAAUAUUUCACGCCCGUUGGGUCCUGAUGAGGUCUUAGAAGCUGACCCUACCGUUUACGAAAUGUUGCACAAUGUUAAUUUACCUUGGCCUUGUAUGACUUUGGAUAUUAUUCCUGAUACCUACGGUUCGGAACGUAGAAAUUAUCCACAAUCUAUUUUAAUGACUACAGCUACACAAGCUGCCAAGAAAAAAGAUAACGAAUUGAUGGUUUUAAAAUUAUCUCAGUUAUCAAAGACUUUAGUUAAGGAAAAUGAAGAAGAGGAAGAAGAUGAGGAUAAUAGUGACAAUGAAUCCGACCCAAUUUUGGAAGAUGAAAACGUUCCAUUGAAAGACACUACAAAUAGAUUGCGUGUUUCUCCAUUUGCUUCAUCUGGUCAAGAGGUUCUAACCGCUACCAUGAGUGAAAAUGGUGAAGUUUAUAUCUUUGAUAUUGCUCCUCAAUCAAGGGCUUUUGAUACCCCAGGUUACCAAAUUCCAAAAACUGCUAAAAGACCAAUCCACACCAUAAGGAAUCAUGGUAAUGUUGAAGGUUAUGCUCUAGACUGGUCUCCAUUGAUUAGAUCUGGUGCUCUAUUAACUGGUGAUUGUUCCGGCCAAGUUUAUUUCACCCAAAGACAUACUUCAAAAUGGGUUACUGACAAACAACCAUUCACGGUCUCCAACAACAAAUCCAUCGAGGAUAUCCAAUGGUCUCGUACUGAAGCUACCGUUUUUGCAACUGCUGGUUGUGACGGUUAUAUUAGGGUCUGGGAUACUAGAUCUAAAAAGCACAAGCCUGCUAUUUCUACAAAGGCAUCCAAUACAGAUGUUAACGUUAUUAGUUGGAAUGAAAAGAUGGGAUACUUGUUAGCAAGUGGUGAUGAUAAUGGGACUUGGGGUGUUUGGGAUUUAAGACAAUUCUCACCAUCUAAUGAAAAUGCUCAACCAGUAGCACAAUAUGACUUCCAUAAAGGUGCUAUUACAUCGAUAAGUUUCCAUCCUACUGAUGAAUCUAUUGUAGCAGUUGCCUCUGAAGAUAAUACAGUAACACUUUGGGAUUUAUCUGUCGAAGCAGAUGAUGAAGAAAUUAAGCAACAAACUGCUGAAACUAAAGAAUUGGCACAAAUUCCUCCACAAUUAUUGUUUGUCCAUUGGCAAAAAGAAGUCAAAGACGUUAAAUGGCAUAAACAAAUCCCUGGUUGUCUAGUCAGUACAGGUACCGAUGGUCUAAACAUCUGGAAAACUAUCAGUGUUUAA